GUAGUCCCGCGCGCUCCGCUCCCCGCCCGCUGGGCUCUUGCGCCUUCUAGCUUUGGAGAGCCCACUUUGAUCCAGGCCACCAUUUCUACUGAGCACCUCUCUUCUGUCUCCUAGUCUCCCCCUGGAAUCGGAUUUGCAGAGGGGGGUCAGUAGAAUCGGAGCACUCCCUUUUCCGCCCAACCAGCUCCUGCUGCAUCUUUACGCCGUUAGGAGCCCCAGCUCUUUUACCGACAAGUUGAUCUUUCUGAGACAGACGACGCGUGAUCUCCUCCUCGGAGCUUUGGGGUCUCCUUGUAGCCUUGGCCUGGCCGAUUGAUCUUCAGGACCUAAAGUUGCCCGAGGAGCGCCUGCCCUGCUGGAGGAGGGUGGAGGGGAGGUGGGAGGCGCAUACCUGUGUCAGCUCUAUUGCCGUGAAUAUUAUUAUUGUUACUACCAUAUUAUUUUGUGUACAUUUAUCUGGACACUCUGGGUUCCUAGCCCCGUGCCAGAUACUGGGCCUCAGACACAGCGCGAUUCGCGCGGAGCAACGAGCUAAAGAAGAACCCCCCGCGCCGGCGAGCGAGGAGGCGGCGGGGGAAGAUGCACGGCGUCGGCUGGCAGACGCUGUCCCUGUGGAUGGGGUUAGUGCUGGUGAUCCUAAACGAGGUGGCGACGCAGGCGUGCCCAGCACAGUGCUCCUGCUCGGGCAGCACAGUGGACUGUCACGGGCUGGCGCUGCGCAGCGUGCCCAGGAAUAUCCCCCGCAACACUGAGAGACUGGAUUUGAAUGGAAAUAACAUCACACGGAUUACCAAGACAGAUUUUGCUGGUCUUCGACACCUAAGAGUUCUUCAGCUUAUGGAGAAUAAGAUUAGCACCAUUGAAAGAGGAGCAUUCCAGGAUCUUAAAGAGCUGGAGAGACUGCGUUUAAACAGAAAUCACCUUCAGCUGUUUCCUGAGUUGCUGUUUCUUGGGACUUCGAAGCUGUACAGACUUGAUCUUAGUGAAAACCAAAUUCAGGCAAUUCCAAGGAAGGCUUUCCGUGGGGCAGUUGACAUUAAAAAUCUGCAACUGGAUUACAACCAGAUCAGCUGUAUUGAAGAUGGGGCAUUUAGGGCUCUGCGGGACCUGGAAGUGCUCACUCUCAACAAUAACAACAUUACUAGACUUUCUGUGGCAAGUUUCAACCACAUGCCUAAACUUAGGACUUUUCGACUGCACUCAAACAAUCUCUACUGCGACUGCCACCUGGCCUGGCUGUCUGACUGGCUACGCCAGAGGCCCCGGGUGGGUCUCUACACUCAGUGUAUGGGACCCUCCCACCUGCGGGGCCAUAACGUAGCUGAGGUGCAAAAACGCGAAUUUGUCUGCAGUGAUGAGGAAGAAGGUCAGCAGUCCUUCAUGGCUCCUUCUUGCAGUGUUCUGCACUGUCCAGCUGCUUGUACGUGUAGCAACAAUAUCGUAGACUGUCGUGGGAAAGGUCUCACUGAGAUUCCCACGAAUCUGCCAGAGACCAUCACAGAAAUACGUUUGGAACAGAACUCAAUCAAGGUCAUCCCUCCUGGAGCUUUCUCACCAUAUAAAAAGCUUAGAAGAAUUGACCUGAGCAAUAAUCAGAUCUCUGAACUAGCACCAGAUGCUUUCCAAGGACUACGCUCUCUGAAUUCCCUUGUUCUCUAUGGAAAUAAAAUCACAGAACUCCCAAAAAGUUUAUUCGAAGGACUGUUUUCCUUACAGUUACUAUUAUUGAAUGCCAACAAGAUAAACUGCCUUCGGGUAGAUGCUUUUCAGGAUCUGCACAACUUGAACCUUCUCUCCUUGUACGACAACAAGCUUCAGACCAUUGCCAAGGGGACUUUUUCACCUCUCCGGGCCAUUCAAACCAUGCAUUUGGCCCAGAACCCCUUUAUUUGUGAUUGCCAUCUCAAGUGGCUGGCGGAUUAUCUCCAUACCAACCCAAUUGAGACCAGUGGUGCCCGCUGCACCAGCCCCCGGCGUCUGGCAAACAAAAGAAUUGGACAAAUCAAAAGCAAGAAAUUCCGUUGUUCAGCUAAAGAACAGUAUUUCAUUCCAGGCACAGAAGAUUAUCGAUCAAAAUUAAGUGGGGACUGCUUUGCAGAUUUGGCUUGCCCUGAAAAGUGCCGCUGUGAAGGAACCACAGUAGAUUGCUCCAAUCAAAAACUCAUCAAAAUCCCCGACCACAUUCCCCAGUAUACUGCAGAGCUGCGUCUCAAUAAUAAUGAAUUCACGGUGUUGGAAGCUACAGGAAUCUUCAAGAAACUUCCACAGUUACGUAAAAUAAACUUUAGCAACAAUAAGAUUACAGACAUUGAAGAAGGAGCAUUUGAAGGAGCAUCUGGUGUCAAUGAAAUACUCCUCACAAGUAAUCGUUUGGAAAAUGUUCAGCAUAAGAUGUUCAAGGGAUUAGAAAGCCUGAAAACUUUGAUGUUGAGAAGUAAUCGCAUAAGCUGUGUUGGCAAUGACAGUUUCAUAGGACUGAGUUCUGUGCGUUUGCUUUCUUUGUAUGAUAAUCAAAUUACUACCAUCGCGCCAGGGGCGUUUGACACUCUCCAUUCUUUAUCUACUCUAAACCUGUUGGCCAAUCCUUUUAACUGCAACUGCUACCUGGCUUGGCUGGGUGAAUGGCUCAGGAAGAAAAGAAUUGUAACCGGAAAUCCUCGCUGUCAGAAGCCGUACUUCCUCAAAGAGAUCCCCAUCCAGGAUGUCGCCAUCCAAGACUUCACGUGUGACGAUGGCAAUGAUGACAGCAGCUGUUCCCCACUCUCCCGCUGCCCCACGGAAUGCUCGUGCUUGGAUACAGUCGUCCGAUGUAGUAACAAGGCCUUAAAGGUCUUGCCCAAAGGAAUUCCCAGAGACGUCACUGAACUGUAUCUGGAUGGGAACCAAUUUACAUUAGUGCCUAAGGAGCUCUAUAACUACAAACAUUUAACACUUAUUGACUUAAGUAACAACCGAAUAAGCACCCUUUCUAAUCAGAGCUUCAGCAACAUGACCCAGCUCCUUACCUUAAUUCUCAGUUACAACCGUUUGAGGUGUAUUCCUCCUCGAACCUUCGAUGGAUUGAAGUCUCUCCGAUUACUUUCAUUGCAUGGAAAUGACAUUUCUGUUGUGCCUGAAGGUGCUUUCAGUGAUCUUUCUGCAUUAUCACACCUAGCAAUUGGAGCCAAUCCUCUUUACUGUGAUUGUAACAUGCAGUGGUUAUCGGACUGGGUAAAGUCAGAAUACAAAGAACCCGGAAUUGCUCGCUGUGCCGGUCCUGGAGAAAUGGCAGAUAAAUUGUUACUCACGACUCCUUCCAAAAAAUUUACAUGCGAAGGUCCUGUGGAUGUCAGUAUUCUAGCUAAAUGUAAUCCCUGCUUAUCAAACCCAUGUAAAAACGAUGGCACCUGUAACAAUGAUCCAGUUGACUUUUAUCGCUGUACUUGUCCCUAUGGCUUCAAGGGGCAGGACUGUGAUGUCCCAAUCCAUGCAUGCAUCAGUAACCCAUGUCAACACGGAGGAACUUGCCACUUAAAGGAAGGGGAAAAAGAUGGAUUCUGGUGUAUUUGUGCUGAUGGAUUUGAAGGAGAAAAUUGCGAAGUCAAUGUUGACGACUGUGAAGAUAAUGACUGUGAAAAUAACUCUACGUGUGUCGAUGGAAUUAAUAACUACACGUGCCUUUGUCCACCUGAAUACACAGGCGAGUUGUGUGAGGAGAAGCUGGACUUCUGUGCCCAGGACCUAAAUCCCUGCCAGCAUGACUCCAAGUGCAUCCUGAUGCCAAAGGGAUUCAAGUGCGACUGCACACCAGGGUACGUGGGCGAACACUGCGACAUUGACUUUGACGACUGCCAAGAUCAUAAGUGUAAAAACGGGGCCCACUGCACAGAUGCAGUGAACGGCUACACGUGCAUUUGCCCUGAAGGUUACAGCGGCUUGUUCUGUGAAUUUUCUCCACCCAUGGUCCUCCCACGAACCAGCCCCUGUGAUAACUUUGAUUGUCAGAAUGGAGCUCAGUGCAUCAUCAGGAUAAACGAGCCCAUCUGCCAGUGUUUGCCGGGUUACCAGGGAGAGAAGUGUGAAAAGCUGGUCAGCGUGAAUUUUGUCAACAAAGAGUCUUAUCUUCAAAUUCCUUCAGCCAAGGUCCGGCCUCAAACGAACAUCACCCUACAGAUUGCCACAGAUGAAGACAGCGGGAUCCUCCUGUAUAAGGGUGACAAGGACCAUAUUGCCGUUGAACUGUACCGGGGACGGGUCCGUGCUAGCUACGACACCGGCUCGCACCCGGCUUCUGCCAUUUACAGUGUGGAGACGAUCAAUGAUGGAAACUUUCACAUUGUGGAGCUACUUGCCCUGGACCAGAGUCUCUCCCUCUCCGUGGAUGGAGGGAGUCCCAAAAUCAUCACCAACUUAUCAAAGCAGUCCACUCUGAAUUUUGACUCUCCCCUCUAUGUAGGAGGCAUGCCCGGCAAGAACAACGUGGCUGCGGCCCUGCGCCAGGCCCCCGGGCAGAACGGCACCAGCUUCCAUGGCUGCCUCCGCAACCUUUACAUCAACAGCGAGCUGCAGGACUUUCGCAAGGUGCCCAUGCAGACCGGCAUUCUGCCCGGCUGUGAGCCAUGCCACAAGAAGGUGUGCGCCCACGGCACAUGCCAGCCCAGCAGCCAGUCAGGCUUCACCUGUGAAUGUGAGGAAGGCUGGACUGGGCCCCUGUGUGACCAGAGGACCAAUGACCCCUGUCUUGGAAAUAAAUGUGUGCACGGCACCUGCUUGCCCAUCAAUGCGUUCUCCUACAGCUGUAAGUGUCUGGAGGGCCAUGGGGGCGUCCUCUGUGAUGAAGAGGAGGAUCUGUUUAACCCCUGCCAGGCGAUCAAGUGCAAGCAUGGGAAAUGCAGGCUCUCGGGACUGGGGCAGCCCUACUGUGAAUGCAGCAGUGGAUACACUGGGGACAGCUGCGAUCGAGAAAUCUCUUGCCGAGGGGAGCGGAUACGAGAUUAUUACCAAAAGCAGCAAGGCUAUGCCGCUUGCCAGACGACCAAGAAGGUGUCCAGGUUGGAAUGCAGAGGCGGGUGUGCGGGAGGGCAGUGCUGCGGACCUCUGAGGAGCAAGCGACGGAAAUACUCUUUCGAAUGCACUGAUGGGUCUUCGUUUGUGGACGAGGUCGAGAAGGUGGUGAAGUGUGGCUGUUCCAGGUGCGCCUCCUAAACGCGUCCCUGGCGGCUUGUGUCUUCGGGAGUGUUGUCUACUUCUCGACCACGGUGGACUCAUUAAUGCUUCAUAGUGGAAAUAUUUGAAAUAUAUUGUAAAAUACAAAACAGACUUAUUUUUAUUAUGAGAAUAAAGACUUUUUUUUCUGCAUUCGGGAAAAAAAAAAUGCUUCAUACUAAUGCUUCCCAGAUGCGAGAGAAGUAGGAAGAGAUACCCGGAGCCCUCGGCACACGGAGGGGAAGUGCUGCGACUCAAAUUCAUCUUUGCAACAUGCUGAAGACAAGCAGAAGCACAGAGACGAGGGAGAGCCAAGCUACUGUGUGCUGUCGUGACAUCAUCACCCAGCCCCUAACCCCCGCCCCCCCACUCCCCCCACCUCUCCACCCCUGGGCCCUCAUUCCCAUCUCUUCGGUUCCCGGUUCCCGAGGACACACCAGGCACCUGUGUGUGGUUGAGGAUGCGAGGCGGAGGAGUGGAACGCGAGAAUUCACAGAAAACACAGUUGAGGCAUAUUUGGUGCAAAACAGUGUCUUGAAGACCUGGAUUCUAGUCAUGAGAGGGAUGGGAAAGCUAACGUAACAUGUAUCUUCUUUUUAAACUUCAGCAUGUUAACAGAAGAAGCACACAAAAGUGUUUAUCUACCGUUUUCCAGUAUUAAUUUUUUGUAAUAUAAAUGAUAAAGGAGAUGAUAAAGAACCAAUAGAUUAUUGAUAAAUAAAUUAGUAAUAAUAUGAAUUUUUGUUUCUAUGAGUUCUAAACAGCCCUAUACAGUAUUCAGUUCCAAUGAGAAAUAUUUAUUGUAUCAAAGGACAUUGUACUUAACAUUUUAGGCCAUUCUUUUACUGUUUCUCAAUGCUUUAAUAUAUAUUAAUUUAUAAUUGUCCUGAUAUUUUUGUAUAUUUUUCAAACUUAAAAAUCAGGAUUUGGGGGAGGGGGUUUGGGUUUUUUGUUUGUUUGUUUUUUUGUUUUGUUUUUGGCAAUAGUACUAACAUAGGGUGUUAUCUUGGGAUAAAUAUGUGUUGAUCGGUUUGUUUACCUUGACAUCUGACCACUGGUGUCACUGACCUACUGGCCUCAUUCAGGACACCUGCAGAGAGUAUGUAAAGUCUGUGUGUGAGACAUUCAUUGUAUAGAAAGAAGGGUCCAGUCCCUCUGCAACAUGUCCUCCCAGAACAGAAAUGGUGUGUAGCAAUCGACACUAGAAAAGUAGGUAUUUUACAAAUUAAUAUUUCCUUGACAUUUUUUGCCCUUUUAUUGGGGGCGGGGUGGGGAGAGAAAAGACUGUAAUGUCAAGAACUGUGAUUUUUUUUUCCCAAACAAUAAAGCUCCUUUAUUACCUUAAUGUUCCUAUGUUAACAUGUUUGCUGCUAAAUUACAAUGUAGAAUUGAUAAUGACUUAUAGUGGACUGUGCUCGUCCCUUAUUAAAAUCCCAGGGUACCCUGUGAAAAUGCAGAUGUUCCUUUCCAAAAACUUUUUUUUUUACACAGAAAAUUAGAUGUACAUGUAUAAUUCAGUGUGCUUUGUCUUUCUCCAGACUAAUAUCAGUUAUACUACUGAUGUUUGUAAAUUAAACAGAUAUUUACUUCACUAA
Neogale vison (American mink) is the source of this 6779-nucleotide messenger RNA. It is a transcript of the gene SLIT2, whose product is annotated as slit guidance ligand 2. The coding region runs from base 580 to 5184 and encodes 1534 amino acids. The record is from RefSeq and is a predicted model, not a curated record. Lineage: Eukaryota; Metazoa; Chordata; Mammalia; Carnivora; Mustelidae. The transcript is spliced from 38 exons. Gene Ontology annotation, biological process: negative chemotaxis; retinal ganglion cell axon guidance; negative regulation of cell growth. Gene Ontology annotation, molecular function: calcium ion binding; heparin binding; Roundabout binding.